AUGCCCAAUGCUGCAAUGAGGAUGUACACAUAUUGUCUCCCCUCAAUUCGCCGGAAAUAUUCCUCAAAUGUUUCAGAAGCCGCCUCCAAAUAUAUCUUCAAAAGGUCGCCAACUUUUUCCUCGAACCCAUUUUCUAAUUAUGAACUCCGAGCCAAAGAUUCGCAGCAGAAAUCCGAUCCCUUUGAACGGCCAAAUCCUGCUGCUAAAAAGGCAUAUCUUCUGCCUUCAAGCCUAUCUUUUUACAGCACUCAUCCUACUUUUUUUGACACAAUUUCAUUGCUAAACGAUAUUUUCAAAAGGAUAUCAUCGUUUUCGUUGUUGAACUUGAGUGAGGAAGACCUUUCCUAUGCGUUGUUGAUCGAUAUCCCAUCGGCGAUUCGGUUUCCAUCCGAGCUGAAGAAGAACGCAAAGAACAAAACCCUUCCCAACUUUUCAAUUAUUUACAGUUUGGAUAAAUUGCAGGGCCGUUCAGAAUCUUCAAAAGCUGAUGUUUCGAUAUUUUCGUUGCGUUCUUUGCUGAGCGAAGAGUCUUUAAGCAUUUGGAAGUCUUUAAAGGAAAUGGAAAGAAUCCUUGGGUGUCCACUUAGUGAGAGGAUGUACUAUCGUUUAUGUUUGAAAUUAUCGCUUGUCCAAAAGUUGUAUGAAAAUUGCCCGCCUUCAACUAAUCUGACUUCAUUCUUGGAAGGAUGGAAACGGUCAACAGUUUCUGAAGGUUCUGAUUUAGAGAAGCAUGGACCUACAGAAUAUAAGCUUAGAGAAGUAGACUCUCUUGGUCGCAUACACACGACCGCAUCAAAGAAGUGUGCAAAAGCGGAACUGUGGUUAUACCCGCAAAGCUUGGCUACUGCUGGGUCUAUUUACGAAUACCCCUCUUCAAUCUGGCCUAUAUUUGUCAAUGGAAAACCGAUGCAUAUUUAUUUUGAAGGAGACAUCAAAAAAAUAGUAUCCAUAAUAACGCCGCUCGAAGCGACCAAUAGGCAUUCUUCUUACUGCAUAUGGGCCUCGGCCCAUGGGGGUGGAUUAAAAGGUAGGGCGGAUGCUAUAAAGAUCGCCCUUGCAAGGGCAUUAGCAAGCAAAGAGCCGGCCCUUCUUUCUCUGUUAGCAAAUCUUGUUGAUGGAGAUGGACGACGGGUUGAGCGAAAAAAAUAUGGCCAACCCAAGGCUCGUAGGCAGUUCACCUGGGUCAAAAGAUAA
Messenger RNA from Mitosporidium daphniae, 1194 nucleotides. RefSeq lists its product as uncharacterized. Gene Ontology annotation, biological process: translation. NCBI's taxonomy places the organism in Eukaryota, Fungi, Microsporidia. The record is from RefSeq and is a predicted model, not a curated record. The coding region runs from base 1 to 1194 and encodes 397 amino acids. Gene Ontology annotation, cellular component: mitochondrial small ribosomal subunit; ribosome. Gene Ontology annotation, molecular function: structural constituent of ribosome; RNA binding. The transcript has 2 exons.